Messenger RNA from Punica granatum (pomegranate), 615 nucleotides. NCBI's taxonomy places the organism in Eukaryota, Viridiplantae, Streptophyta, Magnoliopsida, Myrtales, Lythraceae. The record is from RefSeq and is a predicted model, not a curated record.
CGCAUAUGGAGAAAAACCUGAAGAAUGUGUUUUUAUAUGUUUAAAAUGUCAAAUGUAGCGGCAUGCAUUGAAUCAACUCAAUUAUUGAACUCUCUCUCCUCUUCUAUAAAUACCGAUAAUCACUUCCCAAGAGUAGCCAAACCACAUCCAUUAUUUCCAUUCAAUUAAUAUAAGAAAGAGAGCGAAAACAGAAAGCAAAUUUGAGUUUUGAAUCAUGGCAAGCUCCUGUCCUCCUGGCGGCGGCCCCCCUGACAGCAAGCCCCCUGGCAGCUGCCCUCCUGGCAGCGGCCCUCCUGGCAGCGGUCCUUCUGGGAAAACCUCAUGGCCAGAGCUAGUAGGAAAGAAGGGGGAGGUUGCAGUGGCAAGAAUAAAGAGUGAGAACCCACACAUGAGGGAUGUGUUCACAAUCAAGGAGGGCACCCCUGUCACCCUAGAAAUCCGCUUCGACCGCGUCCGGGUCUGGGUGAAUGACUCCGACAUUGUCACCCAGGUCCCCACGGCUGGCUAAUAAAUGUUGUUAUUAUCAAGUAAAAUAACACGAACAAGCUCCUCAUUAGAGGAGCCCCCUCUUGUAUGAGAUGAAAUAAAAGUUACUUUACUUUCGCUUCGUCUUAA